UAAAUGAAUCGAAUUUCCGGCGAUGGGCAACUAGUAUUCAGUUUCAAAUUUGUGUAGCGCCCUUUGAUUUAUCAGUAUCAGAGUGGGAAGAAGCAGAGGCCAACGACUUUGUUAUCAAAACAGAACAGAACCGCAUCUUUGCUUUAGUUAAAUGAGUUGAGUUGUAGUGGAGGCAAGAGCCUCCCACUGAGAAAACAACGGAAACCAUUAUAUUAUCUACCUUUUUUUAAUUUUCCACAAAAAAACUAAACAGUAUCUUCUUGAAUCGAAACCGAUUCUAUACUUUACGAAAAUGUUGUUCAAAGUGACUGUAUUAUUUAUUUUAGGAAUCUGUACUGCUUGUGAUAUGGAUCAGACCAAAGACGGAUGUCGAAUCAGAAAUGGUAUUUGCUCUUGUGGUUUUGGAUGUAUUUCGGAGUAUAGAUAUGAAACAAUGGCAGAGUGCAAUAGUGCUCUAAAAGGAAAAAGGAGAGAUAGCUGUUAUCCGAAUCCAUGCAUGAAUGGGGGCUCCUGCAUUCAAAUAUCCCAAAGACCUUACUUCAUUUGCAGAUGUGAUGGCACAGGAUUUUUCGGACAAAGAUGUCAUAGAGCCUGUCCCACACAAGGAGCUUCAGGUUCAGCCAAUAUUUUUCCAUAUGAAUGCAUAGUAAUAUAGGAAAGGUGUACAAUAUACAGUAAAUAAAAUUCAAUAAAAAUCUCGACGGAU
Molecule: messenger RNA, 706 nt
Organism: Coccinella septempunctata (seven-spotted ladybird)
Lineage: Eukaryota; Metazoa; Arthropoda; Insecta; Coleoptera; Coccinellidae
Product: neurogenic locus notch homolog protein 4-like
Exons: 4
Coding region: 293-655 (120 amino acids)
Source: RefSeq, a predicted model, not a curated record